AUGCCUCGGACACCGCCGCUCCAGCACUUGGGCGCUCCGCCGAGCACCAUGGCCCGGAUUACGUACCUCCGCGCGGCUGUCUCUGGAUUCUACCUGUGGGAAGCCGCGGUACUGCUCAGCUUGGUAGCCACAAAGGAAACAGACAGUGCAAGAUCUCGUAGCAUGCCAAUGUCACCUUCGGAUUUCCUGGACAAGCUAAUGGGUAGGAUGUCAGGCUACGAUGCAAGGAUCAGACCAAAUUUCAAAGGCCCUCCAGUUAAUGUCACAUGCAACAUAUUUAUAAACAGCUUUGGAUCCAUUGCAGAGACAACCAUGGAUUACCGAGUGAACAUCUUUCUCCGUCAGAAUUGGAAUGAUCCACGCCUCGCAUACAGUGAAUAUCCAGAUGACUCUUUAGACUUAGAUCCAUCCAUGCUAGAUUCAAUUUGGAAACCUGAUUUGUUCUUUGCUAAUGAAAAAGGUGCCAACUUUCAUGAAGUUACAACAGAUAAUAAGUUGUUGCGAAUUUUUAAAAAUGGCAAUGUACUGUAUUCCAUCAGAUUGACUUUAAUACUAUCCUGUCCGAUGGACCUCAAAAAUUUUCCAAUGGAUGUGCAAACAUGCAUAAUGCAGCUGGAAAGCUUUGGAUAUACAAUGAAUGAUCUAAUUUUUGAAUGGCAAGAAAAGGGAGCAGUUCAAGUAGCAGAAGGUCUCACUCUGCCACAGUUUCUAUUGAAAGAAGAAAAGGAUUUGUGUUACUGCACCAAGCAUUAUAAUACAGGAAAGUUUACAUGUAUUGAAGUCCGAUUUCACCUUGAGAGGCAGAUGGGUUACUAUCUUAUCCAGAUGUACAUACCAAGUCUCUUGAUUGUCAUUCUCUCCUGGGUGUCAUUUUGGAUCAACAUGGAUGCAGCUCCAGCCAGAGUGGCUUUAGGCAUAACAACUGUACUGACCAUGACAACACAAAGCUCAGGUUCACGAGCAUCUCUUCCAAAGGUGUCAUAUGUCAAAGCAAUUGACAUCUGGAUGGCUGUGUGUCUGCUCUUUGUAUUUUCUGCACUUCUGGAGUACGCAGCUGUAAACUUUGUGUCAAGGCAGCAUAAAGAACUUCUGCGAUUCCGUCGCAAGAGGAAGAAGAGUAAGUAUUUUGAGGGAGUUCUUGAUGGAAAUGAAAUCAGUGAAUCAUUGCAGCAUAGCAAUGGCUUGAGAUGUACAGGACCUAUAGACGGGACUUUGCCUCAAAUCUACAGUACAAAUUUAAGGGAUGAUGACGUAAGGGAAAGUCAGUUUAGCUUUACAGCAUAUGGAGUGAGCCCAUGUCUGCAAGCAAAAGAUGGAGUGACACAAAAGGGGCCAAAUAAUCCUGUUCAACCUACACCGAAAAGCCCAGAUGAGAUGAGAAAGGUAUUCAUUGACCGGGCCAAGAAGAUAGACACAAUAUCAAGAGCUUGUUUCCCAUUAGCCUUUCUGAUUUUCAAUAUUUUUUAUUGGGUAAUUUACAAAAUCAUCAGGCAUGAGGACAUUCACCAAUAA
Messenger RNA from Colius striatus (speckled mousebird), 1512 nucleotides. RefSeq names its product glycine receptor alpha 3 (gene GLRA3). Lineage: Eukaryota; Metazoa; Chordata; Aves; Coliiformes; Coliidae. The record is from RefSeq and is a predicted model, not a curated record. The transcript is spliced from 10 exons. Gene Ontology annotation, molecular function: transmitter-gated monoatomic ion channel activity; extracellularly glycine-gated chloride channel activity; glycine binding. The coding region runs from base 1 to 1512 and encodes 503 amino acids. Gene Ontology annotation, cellular component: plasma membrane; neuron projection; synapse. Gene Ontology annotation, biological process: chemical synaptic transmission; signal transduction; regulation of membrane potential.